Bubalus bubalis (water buffalo) is the source of this 2624-nucleotide messenger RNA. Its product is annotated as translation initiation factor IF-2. Bases 686 to 1222 code for a protein of 178 amino acids. Lineage: Eukaryota; Metazoa; Chordata; Mammalia; Artiodactyla; Bovidae. The transcript has 2 exons. The record is from RefSeq and is a predicted model, not a curated record.
GCUGCCUGCCUGCCGCAGAUGGCUGAAACUCCUAGACAUUUUCCACAUUUAAAUGUUUUAUGAAGGAAAUAAAACACAAGGCUGGAUUAGAGUUGCCACUGAGCGUUACAAGCUUUUUCAGAUGUUCAUAUGAACAGUUUUACUUAUCAUUUCUACUUCCAUCAAACCAGCAAAUGAAACUCCUCAAGUUUAUGGUGCUUUAACUCUCUUCUUCAUUGAGCCUACAGGAGACAUUCCCUUUUCUGACAGCAGCCUUCCUGAGUCAGUAUUAUACAUUCAGAAGAAAAAAAAAAAAAAGCAAGUGUCAUUUGCAAAGCAUUCCUUCCUUGCCAAAUACACAGUGGUUCCAGGAGAGAAAUGCCACACGCCUCUAUUUCCCGGGGCAGAUAAGUCCAGACGGAACACCGAGUGUUCUAUGGCUGCUGGGUACAUAGCGUUCAGUUCCAGAGCCUUCUCGGCACUUGUUUCCUGCGGAACCCAUUUUUCGUUUUUAUUGCUUUUCUGUUCUUUGACUCAGCCUGUGUGAAUCUUGCCACUGAAAUCUCGGAUGCACCCAACUGAAAUCUCUCAUCUGGCUUUUAUUUGUGCCUGCGUGUGUGUGAGUGUAUGCCUGCGUGUGUGUGAGUGUGUGUGGAAAACCACCCCCAGACGACCGAACUUCAUCUGAAGCGGCUCGAGGGAGCCGAUGUCCGCCAGGGGGCGCCGCCCCCCACCCCAUCGCGGGGACCAGGCGGGGGCCGCGGGGCCUCGGCGCCUUCAGGGCGCGGCCGCGCGCGCGGGGACUCACCGUGCGCACCGCCCGCGUGGCGAGGGGACGCGGGCUGCGGGGGCCCGGCGGGCUGUCCUCACCCCCUGCGGAGCGGGCGACCGGGCGAGCGGGCGGCCGGGCGGGGAGGGCGCGGCGCCGGGCGGAGCGCUGCGCCGUCGGGUCCCCGAGCCCCUAAUGGGCCGCGCGCGGCCACAGCCCCGGAGCCGCGGGACCGGGCGAAGGAAACGGCCCUGCCGGAUGGAGAUCGAUCUCGCUCGGAGACGGCUGAGUCGGCGCUGCGGUUCCCCGGUGGUCUGGCUCCUCGCGCCAGAUGCCCUUUCCUGGUGCAGGUGCUGCAGCCAUCGGGCUUCUGUCAAGUCUGAAUUUCUCGCCAAAGGCCCCUGUAUCCUGAUUGGAGAGGUCAUGAAAUCCAAGGCCCUGUGCUGCUGGGCUGGACGUGCUGUGCAGAAGUGAUUCCCCACGUGCUCACCCACUGGCCUUCCUCCGCUACUGGGACUCAAGACUGCAGCCCUGUCUCCUUGGGUCCUGGUGGACAGUGGCAAAGGCGGGACGACAGAUGGUUUAUGUGUUGAAAGUGCUCUCCUGGACUGUCUGCAGGGUGCUGGGACUGAAGUCCUGCUGGGGCUAAAUGUUCUAUAUCAGUUGCUCUGCCUUCUCCACUGGGUGGUCAUUCCCAAUCCUGGCUCCACGCUUUACCAUCUGCACUGGUCUCCAGUUGUCCCCAAGUCCUCAUUCAUUCUCCACCUAUCUCUACUCUGCUCAGCAUCCCAGAGGCUGUUCUUUAUGGCCUGUGUCCCUUGGCUCUCCUGCCUUCUCCCUUCCAGCUGGGCUUAGCUGUUGUCUGGAGGAGAGAAGAGUCACGAGUCAGGGUGUGUCUGUUGCUCUGCUUCUUCCCUGCUGGGGUCCCUUGGGGACUCUGGCUCCUGUCAGGGACUAGACAAGACCCAAACUGUCCACCUCAUCACAAAGCAGGCUGCUGAAAGGUUCUAGACCUCAGGCUCAGAGCCAGGACCCAAGUCAGACAGGACAGACAGAUCUCAGGACUAGACAGCCAUCACUCCUGUCUGCUGCCUGGAAACACUGUUCAGCCUGAGAAAAGGAGUGGCAGGUGGCUGAGCAGAGAGAGCUGCUAGACAAUCCCAGGCUCCUCCACUGGCUGCUUGAGAUGGAAAAGUCCUGGGUCAGAUUUUGUCCCCCCGCCAAGACGUAAAGUUGUCCUCUUCAUUCUUUAAGUCCCUAACUUUGGUUGGAAUUUUACAUGGAUUUGAUCAUCCAUGGGGCUUCCUUCCCUGAUGGCUAGAAUGGUAAAGAAUCUGCCUGCAAUGCAGGAGACUGAGGUUGGGUCCCUGAAUUGGGAAGAUUCCCUGGAGGAGGGCAUGGCAACCCACUUCAGUAUUCUUGCCUGGAGAAUCCUGUGGACAGGGGACUAUAGUGCGUGGGGUCGCACAGAGUCGGACCUGACUGAAGCAACUUAGCCUGCCUUGUUAACCCAGGCUCCUGGGACAUGGCCCAGGAAGACCCACGCUGGGUGGAAUUCAGUACCACUGUGCCUAGAAAUUUUGAGAAUACUGAGUGCUAUGAGGGUCUAGCUGCCACUUACCUGCUUCUGUGUGGAGUGAAUACAGUUGAAUACUUUACCCUUUCUUCUUGGGUUCAGUUUUCCAUCCCUCUUGUUAUUUAUUUCCUCUUCACCAAACCCCUCUAAUUUUCCCUUGCUUUUCCAAAAUUUCAGUUCUUAAGAUUAGAAAGAUCAUUUCUUUUAAAUUCUUAAAUUCUUUUGAAGUAAAUGCCAGUUGAUUAUGUUGGGGUUUUCUUUAUUUAUUAUUUACUUUUAUUGGAAUAUAGUUAAUUUACA